Gloeophyllum trabeum ATCC 11539 is the source of this 1089-nucleotide messenger RNA. Its product is annotated as kinase-like protein. The transcript is spliced from 3 exons. Gene Ontology annotation, cellular component: cAMP-dependent protein kinase complex; nucleus. Gene Ontology annotation, molecular function: ATP binding; cAMP-dependent protein kinase activity. Bases 1 to 1089 code for a protein of 362 amino acids. NCBI's taxonomy places the organism in Eukaryota, Fungi, Basidiomycota, Agaricomycetes, Gloeophyllales, Gloeophyllaceae. Gene Ontology annotation, biological process: peptidyl-serine phosphorylation. The record is from RefSeq and is a predicted model, not a curated record.
AUGGACCAAGAAGGACCCGCCAGACCGAGGACACCCCCCAAACCUCCGCUCAGACUUCUUGAGAACGAGCCGCCCCAUGUCGCCAAGGGUAAUUUGAAGUUAACUGACUUCGAGGUCAAGGGUACCCUUGGAACGGGUACUUUUGGACGUGUACUCCUUGUCCGCCUGAGGAAUUCACCCGGCCGCACAGGCAACUGCUUUGCGAUGAAGGUCCUGCGGAAAACAGAGAUCGUGCGGCUCCGUCAAGUAGAGCAUGUCAAUGCAGAGCGCUACAUCCUCUCGCGUAUACGGCAUCCGUUCAUCGUUGAUCUCUAUGCUACGUUUCAAGACAGCCUGAACAUCUAUAUGCUGCUUUCAUACGUGCCUGGGGGCGAACUGUUCACACAUCUUCGCCGAGCUGGGCGCUUCACACCCGACGUGACUCGGUUCUAUCUGGCAACCAUCACGCUAGCGCUAAAAUAUCUUCACUCCUUCAAUAUUAUCUACCGAGAUCUUAAGCCUGAGAACCUUCUUCUUGACACCCGAGGUUACUUGCGUCUGACAGACUUUGGUUUUGCGAAGACUGUCGACGACCGUACUUGGACUCUCUGUGGCACGCCCGAAUAUCUGGCCCCAGAGAUCAUCCAGUCUGACGGACAUGGAAAAGCAGCUGACUGGUGGGCCUGUGGCAUUUUGGCCUACGAGAUGAUGGUCGGUUACCCCCCGUUCUUUGACGAAACGGCCUACGGUAUCUACGAGAAGAUACUUCAGGGGAAUAUCAACUGGCCGAGGGACAUGGAUACCCUGUCCAGAGACCUUAUUAAAGCUUUCCUACAUCCAGACAGGAGCAAAAGGUUGGGUAACCUCAUCGGAGGACCGCAAGACGUUCUGGAGCACCCCUGGUUUAGAGGUGUGGACUGGGACGCAUUGGAACGCCGCGAGAUUCGAGCACCAAUCAUCCCUCAGAUAUCGGCUUCCGAUGAUACUCGACAUUACUCUCACAUUCCGCUACCUCCCACAGAGGAGAUACCGGGUUUGUUCAGAGAAGAGAGGCCGCCACCCCUAUACCAACGUUUUGACCCAAUUGCCUACCAGUUCCUUGAAUUCUAA